AGGGGCGCGGCGCGGGGCCAGAGCGCCUCCCGGUGGCGGCGGGGCGGGCGCCAUGGCGGAGCUGGGCGCCCACCUCACGGCGCCCCCGGCGGAUGGCGGCGGGGGGCAGCGGCCGAGCGUCUUCGAGGCGGUGGCCCAGGAGAGCCUGACGGCCGCGCUGCGGCCUGCCCUGCGCCACCUGGCCAAGGUGCUGGCCGAGUCCAACCCCGGGCGGUUCGGCUGCCUGUGGCGCUGGUUCGACGAGGCGUACGCCGUCCUGGAGCUGCUGCUCCAGCAGCACUACCUGGCCACCUGCAGCGCCUCCUUCUCCGAGAACUUCUACAGCCUGAAGAGGGUCCCGCUGGAAGGCCGCGAACGGCCAGCCCUGGCGGCCGCUGGGCUGCCCAAGAAGCAGCACUGGCAGUCCCUCCUGCUGCUGGUCCUCGUCCCUUACCUGAAGGGGAAGCUGGAGAGGCUGGUGGCCAGCCUCCGGGAGGAGGACGAGUACUCCAUCCACCCCCCGUCGUCAUCCUGGAAGCGUUUUUACAAAGCCUUCCUAGCCGCCUACCCCUUCGUACACAUGACCUGGGAGGGCUGGUUCCUGAUCCAGCAGCUGUGCUACAUCCUCGGGAAGGCUCAGCACCACUCGCCCCUGCUGCGGCUAGCUGGCGUCCGCCUGGUGAGGCUGACUGCGGAGGACAUCCAGAGCCUGCAGAGGAAGGUGCCUGUACCCGCCUCAGGGCAGGCACACAGCAUUAAAACACGAGUGCAGUCAGCGGCGAGGAGAGCGCUGGGUGGCAUUGCCUUCUCCCUGUCCAGCGGGCUGGCCGUGUCCGUGUUCUUCCUCCAGUUCCUGGACUGGUGGUACUCCUCGGAAAACCAGGAAACGAUCAAAUCUCUGACGGCGCUGCCCACUCCGCCGCCCCCCGUGCAUCUCGACCAUGGGGAGGGCUCGGUCCUUUUACCCAAGCUGAAGACGGUGUGCCCGCUGUGCCGCAAAAUCCGAGUCAACGCCACCGCCCUGUCCACGUCGGGCUUCGUGUUCUGCUACCGCUGCGUGUACAGCUACGUGAAGGCUCACCAGCGCUGCCCCGUCACCGGCUACGCCACCGAGCUGCAGCACCUCGUCAAACUGUACUCUCCCGAGAGCUGAAUGCCCUGCGCCGUGCUUCCCGAGACAUCGCUGAGGACAGUGGCUGGGAAGCAGGGGUGGUGGAUGAACCCCACUGCACCGCUCUCCCACGUCGCCUCCUCAAAGAGGGGGAGAAAAUAUGAAAAGGGGAUCACUCUUUGGGACUGGGACCACUCAUCAGUUACUGUCGUGGGCAAAACUGACUCAGCGUAGGGAGAUUAAUAUUUAUUGCCUGCUACUAACAGACAAGAGCAGUGAGGAACUAUAAAAGCAAACUAAAAACACCUUUACCCUGUCCACCCUCUUCUUCCUCCUCCCCCCAGGCGGUGCAGGGGAACCACUACAGCUCUAAAGCUCCCCUGAACGUGGCUGCACAGAGCUUUGCUACCCUCGUAACCUUUGGUAAGGUUCUUGCAGCAGAGUUUCGGAGGGGUUGGGCAGCCACUGCCUGUCAGCUGGCACAGAAACGCCUUCGUGCACCAACUGAAGGAGAGGAAGCGUUCAUUUAGAUAGUAAGAAUGCAGAUGGGAAGAUCAGAGAACAUCGCUGGUAAAAGUCCUGCUUGAGGGCGUGAACUAGCAAAUUAGGUAGGAAGAACUGUCUCGGAGAGCUCGUCCUCCCUCAGCUGCCCCCCGGGCACUCGCGAUGCCUGGGGCAGGCCCUGGCACUACCGCUCGUCCAAGAGACAGGCUCAGACCUCUCCGCUGAUCAUGCUAUUCUUAGGAGUCACCCUGCGUUUUCAGGCUACUCACCUUUGAAUUAAUGAGAACAUCACACCCUUAAUUCCUACCAACAGUGCUAAAUUAAGACUUUUGACUCUUUAAAGGAACAGGGGUUGAUAUGUACAAGCAGGGAUGCAAGAGGGAGGGUACGUGUUCUCCACAAGGGAGAAAAAUGACAAAUCAGAUUAAAGCAGCACCGUGCCAACUGAUGAACUGUUAAACGUGUCUUUGAAUCUGUUGGUGUCUGCUUUUAUAAAGCAAGAUUCUUUCUUGUCCGAGAAUCCAAGUGUAUUUAUUUAUUUUCUGAUGAGUGGGAAAAGCUUGCUAGUGGUUCUGUUUGCAUAAUGGAGGCUAAAGCUGCUUCCACCUUUGCAGAUGAUGACCAUGGAUACAAGAUUAGUAUUUUGCAGGCUGGGAACCUUUAAUGUCUGUGUUUGAAUUAAGGAUUACGUUGCGAUUAUUCCAGUCUCAACCAUGUAGCAUAUUCAUAUCGCACUGAAGCGCCUUUCAUUGAACAGAAGAAAAAAGCAAACGUGAUGUUACGGCUGGUUCUGGCUUGACACAUGAUUUUUCAAGAUGAAAGGCUGCUUUUUUCCAGACUUGGCUUUAGGGAGCGGCAGUUAGCUACUCCAGACAUCGGUCUCCUCGCUUACAGAACAGGAAGCAAAGUUUGCUGCACAGAGUACUUGGUCUUCCCAGAUUAAGAGAUAUGGUCUAACAUUUCAUCCACUGAACCAGUGAUCUAAUUUUUCCCCAUUUUAGCUGCACUUCAGAAGAUAAAAAUCUAUAAUAUCCUCCCUCACCUGUAAACAAGACAGCAAGGUUAUUG
Molecule: messenger RNA, 2662 nt
Organism: Cygnus atratus (black swan)
Lineage: Eukaryota; Metazoa; Chordata; Aves; Anseriformes; Anatidae
Gene: PEX12
Product: peroxisomal biogenesis factor 12
Exons: 3
Coding region: 53-1132 (359 amino acids)
Biological process (GO): protein import into peroxisome matrix; protein monoubiquitination
Cellular component (GO): peroxisomal membrane; peroxisomal importomer complex
Molecular function (GO): zinc ion binding; protein binding; ubiquitin-protein transferase activity
Source: RefSeq, a predicted model, not a curated record